Molecule: messenger RNA, 1402 nt
Organism: Seriola aureovittata
Lineage: Eukaryota; Metazoa; Chordata; Actinopteri; Carangiformes; Carangidae
Product: complement factor H-related protein 2-like
Exons: 7
Coding region: 89-1252 (387 amino acids)
Source: RefSeq, a predicted model, not a curated record
AGUCCAUGUUUAGACAGUCAGUAAUCCGUGCCACUCAAGCAGGCGACAAACACACAGGAUUCCUGCUCUCAACAUUUGUCAAAGGAGCAUGAACUUGUCUUUUCUCCUUUUGUUUCUCCACCUGUGGGGGAACGUGGAAGUGUCUUUGUCACAGAAUGCAUGUUCAAAGCUCCCAGAUGUUCCUCAUGCCAACAUCGACUACAAAGAAGGAGAUGUGAUCCGCUUCACUUGUGAAUCUGGUUAUACAUCAGCUCAAGCCUCCAAAUAUGUAUGCACGAGUGACGGCUGGCUGACAGUCAGUCAGGGAAAAUGCUACUCAUGUUCAACGCUUCCAGAUGUACCCAACGCCCACGUUUCAGAAGAGACCAAAAGAUCUGAGUACCAAGAGGGAGACGUGAUACAUUUCACUUGUGAAUCUGGAUAUACAUCAAGUCCAACCAUCAAAUAUGUAUGCUCAAGCGAAGGCUGGCUGGCAGUCCGUCAGGGAAAGUGCUCCUCUUCAGCUUCAAGCUGUGACCGCCCACCUACAGACGGAGGGGUUACAGUAAAAGGGUUACCAGAGAAUGAUGAUCCAAUACUUCCUGAUCAUGUCCUCACGUUCAGCUGUGACGGUCCAGGGAAAUAUCUGAAUGGCAUUUCAGUGCUGACAUGUGGUCAAGAUGGACAGUGGGAUAAUCCAUUUCCUUCAUGCACAGAAAGCUGUGAAGUCAAAGACUUACCACCCAACGUACGCCUCAGCAUGCAUGUAGUAGGUGAUCAACUAACAAAAGGACAAAAGUUAAGCUUUUAUUGCCCCAUGCGUGGUCAGACUCUUCAGGGGGAAACAGAAGUUGAAUGUUUAGCAAAUGGACAGUGGAGUCAUCCUUUUCCAACAUGUGGAGCUCCUUUUGAUUGUGGGAGACCACCACCUCUUGACAAUGGAGACCUCAAGGAAUCUCAACGGAACCAGUACAGAAACAAUGAUUGGGUUGAAUACACCUGCCAGAAUUACCACAUUAUGGAUGGUUCCCCCUACCGAACAUGCAACAAUGGUGAAUGGACUGGACAGAUGAGAUGCCUCAAACCCUGCACUGUGGAUAGCGAAACCAUGAACAACCGUAAUAUUAGAUUCAGAUAUAGUUAUGACAAUAAGAUUUAUUCAAUCCAUGGUGAUGUAAUGGAGUUCAUGUGUGCCAGAGGAAGACCUGUCCGUACAGUGGCAAUGCGUCAGUUGUGUCGUGAUGGUGUGAUUGACCUGCCAUCUUGCCAGUAAAACGUUUCAGUCAACUGGAUGUGAUAAACAUGAGCUGUUUGGCCAAACAUGUUUAUGAUUAACCAGACUAGAUUCAUGUGCUGAUCCAGUGUCUAUACUUAAGUGCUGUAUGUGGUCUUUUUACUGUAAUAAAUCAUAUAUGUUCACUCA